AUGACGCUAGCAAGCAUGGGGGCUCAGAGAGCUAUUUUCCGCAGUACAAGCAACUGUCUACGGUAUAGGUUUGCGCAGGAAAGCUGGGGGUCAGCGUCAGAGGAAAGGGUGGAGCUCCCGAGACAGGGCGCCGAACUCCCGGGACGCAGCACCCAGGCAUGUCAGCUCCGGGAAGCUGAGAAGGCAGGCCCGGGAACGCCGGGCCAUGAGCCGGCACGGGGAGCAGCCACGGAAAACAAACCAGGAAUGCUCGUCCCUUUCCCCCCACCCCAGGUUAGAUAUUCGCCGUUGGCGAAGUUGUUCUACAAACACGUAUCUACACAUAUCAAUGUACACGCGCACACUUCAGUAGAAUUAAAACAGUGUGACAAAGCUCAACCUUCCUCUUUUUUUCAUGUGAUAGGGAAGCGGUAUCUGCUAACAGAAGAUCACAUAAAGUUGCAAGAAUUUCAGCAGAUGAAAAUGGCAAUUAGAAAUGAAGUUCAUGGCAACAAAGAUCCGUAUUUUAAAAGUAUUAAAGAAAAAUUAAAGACAAAUGGAAAGAUUCUCAAAAAUGAAUUAAAAAAUGUACUGCAUUUAUGUCAGACUUCAUCUGAUGUGGAACUAGCCAGAAAAGUUAUUUACAGGUACCAUGAACAGAAUGAAAUCACAGCCUUAAAUGAUUUUAAAUUUGGGCCCCUCUUUAUGAGACUAUGUUAUGAGCUAGACCUUGAAAGGCCUGCAGUAGAACUUAUUAAAGAUCAGAAUUUGCGUGGUUUUUUCUCGGAGAGUACAUCAUUCCAUAUUUUGAUGACUAUGUUGUUUAAAAAGGGCCAUUUUGAAAGUGCUUUGGAAGUUCUGGCAGAAAUGAAAAAACAAGGUGUACCUUUCAACAAAGAAACUUACCUACUGGCAUUUGCAAUAUGCUACAAACUUGACAACCUAGAGUCUUGGAAAAUCUCUGGGAAACUGCUUGAAGAAGCACAGCUAAGGGGUGUCACAUUGCCACUGCGAGUGUUCUGCUUUGCUGUGGCAACUGCUCUGAAGCAGGAUGAUGUAGUGCUAGCCAAAUUUUAUUGUUCCCAGAUAAUGAAAACGGAGAGCAAACUAUAUAGUAAUCUUAAAGUUCUUGUCCAGCUCAAAUCUGGUUCACUUGAAGAAGUAAUAAAGACAUUAGAGGAAGCAGUGGAAGUAGAUACUCCUCCCUUUGUGAAAAAAAUUGAGUUUUCUGAGCAGGUGCUGGCUACAGUCAGGGAAAAGAUGGAAGAAACUCCCAGCCUUUCUGCCAAAUUAGAGAAGAUAUAUACAAAACUACAAGCUUCAGGACAAAUAACUUCCAGCACGCUGGAAGACAUGCUUUUCCAGAUUCCUAGUUCAAAGAAGACACCUGCAAAGCUUUUACAUCACAAGUUAUUGGGCUAUCAGGCUGCUAAACCUCUUCAUUCAAAUCUGUUGUUGGAAUAGUUCAGUAUUUAAUGGGAAACUGAACUGCUGCUAACAUCUCUUAGAAGCUAGGUUCAAUUAAAAAAUAUUUUCUCC
Molecule: messenger RNA, 1518 nt
Organism: Chaetura pelagica (chimney swift)
Lineage: Eukaryota; Metazoa; Chordata; Aves; Apodiformes; Apodidae
Gene: PTCD2
Product: pentatricopeptide repeat domain 2
Exons: 10
Coding region: 1-1443 (480 amino acids)
Biological process (GO): mitochondrion organization; regulation of mRNA processing; multicellular organism development
Cellular component (GO): mitochondrion
Molecular function (GO): protein binding; RNA binding
Source: RefSeq, a predicted model, not a curated record